This is a messenger RNA of Alligator mississippiensis (American alligator), 4750 nucleotides long. RefSeq names its product RNA binding motif protein 45 (gene RBM45). Gene Ontology annotation, cellular component: ribonucleoprotein complex. NCBI's taxonomy places the organism in Eukaryota, Metazoa, Chordata, Crocodylia, Alligatoridae. The record is from RefSeq and is a predicted model, not a curated record. Gene Ontology annotation, molecular function: RNA binding. The transcript is spliced from 10 exons. Bases 19 to 1479 code for a protein of 486 amino acids.
GCGGGGCUGGCGGCGGUCAUGGAGGAGGGCGGCGGGGCCGGGCUGGCGGCCGAGUGUGUGGACGAGCCGCCCAACAGCCGCCUGUUCGUUGUGCUGGGCAAGGACGCGGGCAAGGCGCUGAUCCGCGAGCGCUUCGCGCCCUUCGGCGACAUCCAGAACAUCUGCCUGGUGCGCGACAGGCUCACGAGCGAGUCCCGCGGCGUCGCCUACGUCAAGUUCGCGCGCAGCUCGCAGGCCUGCCGGGCCAUGGAGGCGCUGCACGGCCGCAGCCUGGCGCCCGACACCAAGCCCAUCAAGGUAUUAAUUGCGCAGUCUAGAGCUUCUGGAAGCCACCGAGAUGUUGAAGAUGAAGAACUUACACGAAUUUUUGUUAUGAUACCGAAGUCCUAUACGGAGGAGGAUUUGCGAGAUAAAUUUAAGAUAUAUGGAGAUAUUGACUACUGCAGCAUUAUUAAGAACAAGAACACAGGAGAAAGUAAAGGUUUGGGCUAUGUGAAGUAUAUAAAACCAUCUCAAGCUGCCCUGGCAAUAGAAGAGUGUGAUCGAAAUGUACGAAAAUGCAUCGAGGAACUUGAAAUACGUGUGGCUGAUUUUUCAGAUUACAGGGCCAUUUUGGCUGAACCUAGAAAAAAGCCAUGUGAAUCCUCUGAACAUGAAAAUUACAUUAGUUAUGGUAGUGCUGAGCAGGAAUCAAGAGGGAAUAUGUUUCCAUUUGGAGGGCAGACAGAAUUUUGCAGUUUUGAAAAAAAUGAGACCAGAAUUCAGAAAUCAGUCUCCAAACGCCUGUCAGUGGCAUCACGACUCCCCUUCAUAAAAGAGCAGCUGUUUACCCUCUUUGAUCUAGUUCCAGGGCUGGAAUACUGUGAUGUGCAGCGAGAUCCUCAUACUAACUAUGGGUAUGCUGUGAUUCAGUACAGCAGUGCAGCAUCAGCUGUAUAUGCUAAAUACAAGCUACAUGGUUUUGAAUACCCACCUGGAAAUCGGCUGGCAGUCGCUUUCCUUGAAGAUGGAAAUGAUGGAUCAGACCUUAUCAGAAAAAUGGCAACACAGUUGGUGACUGCACAAGUGUCCUCAGUGGUGUGGAAUAGUAAUCUAGUUAGUCAGCAGCACAGGACAUCUUCUGCUUAUGGAGAAAGUUCUGGCUUUCAGUUACUUCAGCCCCAAACAGAUGCUCUGCUUCCAUCACACAAAAAAAAAGCUCCACCUGAUACUUCUGUGAAGGAAAGGCUUUUUAUAGUGUUUAAUCCCCACCCUUUACCUGUACAUGUAUUUGAGGAUGUGUUUUGUCGGUUUGGACACCUUAUUGAGGUUUACCGUGUGCCAGGAAAAAAUGUGGGCUAUGCCAAGUUUGCAGACAGAACGAGCGCCAACAAUGCUAUAACUGCAUUACAUGGCAAGGUUGUGAAUGGCGUCAGACUUAAAGUAAGACUGGCAGAUUCACCUACAGAAGAGUCCAACAAACGUCAGAGAACUUAUUGACACAGUGGAGCAGAGAUUAAAUAAUGACCUGACCUCCAACUGACUGACUGAAAACGUGACUAGAUGACUUGACACGAUUCCUGUGGACACUGACAGCUUUUUAUACUGUUGUUAAUUGUUGUUUGUAUAAAACAUUUUCUGUUUCAAAAUUGAAAUGGAGACAUGGUAUAAAUUUAAAUUAGUCAACCUUUUAGCUGUAAACUCAUAAGUUUUCUGUAUUAGAGAAAUAAAUAAAAAGUUUGUUUCACUAAAUCAUGCCUCUAAUAUGGAAAUAAUAGUGAUAGGAGAAAAACAAGGGAGGCAUCAUUAAUGGUUUGACUUGUUAAUUGCCAGUGACUCAGACUAUACAUACUAAAGAGUAAUUGUGAGUGUAGACAUUUUAACAUAGUCAAAAUGAUAGUAAGAACUGGAUCUAUAUAACUAGAUUUUUUACAAAAUCUGGUAUAGAAUAUUUCAAGGAUUGCUUGCAGAAUAAGCCCAUGUACCGGUACAUGGUUGGGGACUGCCUGGCUAAUCAGCAGCUCUACAGAAAAAGACUUGGAGGUUAUAGUGGACAGUAAGUUUAAUAUGAGCCAACAGUGUGCUUUUCUUGCUAAGAAGGCUAAAAGCAUACUGGGCUGUGUUAGUAGAAGCGGUGCCAACAGAUUGAGGGAAGUGAUUAUUUCACUCUAUUCAGCACUGGUGAAACCACAUCUGGAGUAGUGAGUUCAGGUUUGGGUGCCCCAGUACAGAAAGGAUGUGGACAAAUUGGGGCGAGUCCAGCCAGAGUGCAGUGAAAAUGGUUAGGGGGCUGGGGCACAUGACUUACGUAGAGAGGCUUAUUGGGAAGGAACUGGGUUUACUUAGUCUAGAGAAGACUGAGUGGGGGGUAUUUAAUAGCAGCCUUCAACUAACUGAAGGGUGGUUCCAAAGAGGAUGGAGCAAGACUGUUUUUAGUGGCGGCAGAUGACAGAACAAAGAGCAAUGGUCUCAAGUUGCAGCAAGAGAAGUUUAGGUUAGAUAGUAGGAAAAACUUUGGAGGGUAGUAAAGCACUGGAAAAGGCUGCUCGGAGAGGUUGUGGAAUCUCUAUCCUUGGACGUUUUUAAGACCCAGCUAGACAAAGCCUUAACUGGGAUGAUCCAGUUGGGGAUGGUCCUGCUUUGAGCAGGGGGUUGGACUAGAUGAUCUUCUGAGGUCCCGUCCAACACUAAUUUGCUACAGUUCUGUGAAUACUCAGCUUUGUCCAAACUGAAAUUCAGAUACAGAAAAGAUUUUUUUUUUUUUAAGAAGGGACUAUAAGCACGUGUUUAAUUAUUUUUUUUCUGAACUGGGGCUAGAAUUGCUUUUUUUUUUAAAUGCUGACUUUAGACUGGGAAUCAAGAGAUCUAUAUUACUAUUGGUAGGUAACUAUCAUCACCUUGGUAUUUUGAACAGUGUAGCACGCAUUAUCUAUGAAAUUGGCCACCUGAACAGGUCACUACUUUUUGGGGAAUUAUAAUAAUUUGUUAAACAACCCAUUGUUCCCUGAGGAACCAUGACUGAAGGAAUUAAUAAAGAUGGCCAUAAUGAAAAUGUAAAGGCUAUAUAGCUCACUGAGUGAAUGCAUUGAUCUUUUGUCUCCAGAACAUGCAGUUUAGAUUUUCAGAUGCAUAGAUUAAAAUACUUGACAGUAUUUCACUGCAUGUGGAAAUAGAAUGACAGUCUGUACACAACAGGGUUCCAAUGUAGUUUAGAUGAAGGUACAUUAGUACAUAUUUGUGUGAAGAAGUUUAGGCAGUAUCUAGGGGCACUGACAGAUGUGAAAAAAACAAACAAACAGCACUUUACCAGAAGAGGAAUCAUGUUAGUUUGACCCAGCUCCCCAGUGUCUAUAUUGAUCAAACACUUCAGCAGGGCUAUUUGGCACUCUUAUCUAGAGCUGAUUCAAUAAGUUGUUAGAUAAAAACACCAAAAAGCCCUGCUGAAGCACACUAUCUAUACAGAUGUUGAGCGAGCUGGAUCAAGCUAAUGCAAUGCCUCUUUUGGGCAUUGCACUGUGCUCAGCAUGGGGGUGCACUGAGCUGAAAGUAAAGUGCUGUUUUGUUUUUUUCCACAUUUGUAAGCAGCCUUGAUGCUUUAAAUUAAAUUUAAGCAUGGUUUAGUUUUCUUCUAAUACACUUGGAUCACUUGUAUAGUUUUGUUUAUAAGAAGUUGACUGAGAGAUAUAUGGUGUACCAUGACUGAAACAGUUUAGGGUGAGAGGUAAAACCAUAUCUUUAAUUCAUUCUGACUUCAGAGUAUUUACAGGUCUAAUACCCAUUAAGGCUAGUAUUUUUGCAACUAAAAUAUUUGUAGGGGCCAUGCUUGCUCAGCUUGCCACUGUCUUUGAGUACCAAUACCUAAUUUGCCCAGUAGAGGGUGCCCAAUAAAUGCUACUCAUCUGUGUGACAAUCCAGUUUACAAGCCUGGUAAUGUAGUAAGUUUUCAGCUACUAUUAAUUUAAAGUGAGCUAAGCUUGGCUUCAGGUCUGGUGGGGGCAGGGGUCCAGCAAGAGUUGCACACUCUAAUCUCCUCCCAUGGAGACAGGACAAAAAGUGAAAUGCUCCAAAACAGUAUCUCGUUUUCAGCCACUUCUGGGAUGUUUCAGAGGGCUUUUAUCUUUGUAUGUUUUAGAGGUGCCUGAAAUGUUUUACUUGUUGUGUCUGUCCACAUCUCCUGGUUAAAGCAGUUGAAUGAUGUCCUGGACAAUAGAAUUCUAUCCCUGACACUGCCACAAAGUUCCAAAAUGAGGGGUCACAGCACUAAAAAGCGGACUCUUAAGCCUUACAGACUUUUCAUUGUAAUAGUUGGACUCACUGCAGAAGUGGAUGUCAUCUGCCAAGAAAAAUUGUGAGCUACUGAUUUAAAUGAAACUUUUCAGAUUUGGUCAUUAAUUGUGUACCUCUUCUUUUCUGGAUGCCUGAUUUGAUCACCUGCUCUGCGCUUUGCAGAUGUGCUGAAUGCUGGAAGUAACUAAAGGUAAUAGAAGCUGUUCUUUGAACUUGUAAGUCUAAGAAUUCUGAAGAACUCGAAUCAGGAGUGUCUUAGAUUGGGCACCCAAGGAAUCAAAUAAGAAAAUGGUUUUGAGCAAUAGAGAGGAACCUUGAGUUCUCUGUGGAUGUUUCAGCUGUGCAUAAUAUGGAGACUGUUCCCUUCCCUAAGGCUGCAACACACCCCUGGCUGCUUGAAUGUAGAAUGUGGUGGAAUCUUGAAGCAUCUUGAGAUGGGUUUUUCACUUGUAAAACUGGAAUAAAAAUACGUGAUCUUACUAUA